Messenger RNA from Marchantia polymorpha subsp. ruderalis, 3650 nucleotides. Lineage: Eukaryota; Viridiplantae; Streptophyta; Marchantiopsida; Marchantiales; Marchantiaceae. The record is from the annotation of a GenBank genome assembly.
GAUGAGGAGAGCUUGGGGGCAGCGGGGGGGCGCCCGGCGGGGGCCGCAUUCAGGCCGCGGAACGGAACGGGCCGCGGCGCAGGCCGGGAAGAGGACGGAGGCCGGAGGCGGAAGCGCGAGCGGGAGAAUAAAAGCGGCGACUGACGAGAAGAUCGUCCUCUUUUGUCGUUGUGUUUAUUCUCUUGGGGAGGAGGAGCUUCACGAACCGAUCCGGCCGAGCACCUGUCACCACGAGCGCGAGUAGACAGAGCAGCGCGGGUCCGAGUCACUGGCCUCUCGCCCGACGAGAGCGGUGUCCAAGUACGAGACCGAGUGCAUGAAGACAGGCAGCCGCGGGGAGUUAUCUUACGACGCGAUCAACUGUUUGUUGUGGGGAAGCCGCAUAAAAAAGAGCUCUUUAAUUGCAGAAACAGAAGCAGAAAAGGAAAGGACCGGACAGGAAGGCAGAGCCGCGAGCUAGCGAUCGAGGACAGAGGAGCGAGCGAGCGAGCGAGGGACGAGCGUGGGUCUCGGCUGCUGCGCCCGCGAAGGAUCGGGAGAAUUUGAUUGUUCACGCUUUUGUCACAGUCCCAGGGAGGAACAACGGUGCACAGACAUCCGAGAAUCAUAGAUUCUGUACGUAAUGCGGAUUGCUGCCUGUGCGGGCAUCAUCGGCGUCAGUCGCAGACGCUGAAGGGCGAAGGGUGAAGGGCGAAAGGUGAAGAAGGAAGCAGGCGGAGGCGGGGCUUCUUGUGCGCUCUAUACCUCUCGCGCGUUCCCAGCUGCUGCAUGCGUUUCUCCACGCUGCUCAGGCGACGUGCUUCGCUGCUCUGUGGGACUGAGCUGCGGCGGGAAUCGGCUUCAGGCCAGAGCGUCUGGAGCGAGUGAGACGGUCGCGCAUGCUGCUUCACUUCGCAUUGCCGAUUUUGAGUAAAAAAAACUUUAGGCGAUCAGCGUUUGCGAGCCCAAUUUUGGUCGACUAAUCGGUAGGAGGAGGAUUGCGGAUUCAAUCGCAGGAAGGCGGAGCAGUUUUAGACAGGCGGGAUCCUGGCAUCGAGCUUCGAGUUUAGCGUCCGGUAGCAGCUGAUCAGAUCAGAGCAUAGACAGACACGACCUGCGCCAAUCGAAUUCUGUAGCGUAGGAGGCCGGGUGAGCAGUUCGAAUCGGUUAGAGCAGAUAGUCCAGCCGCGCAGGCUAGCACAUUUCGCUGAUCAUGGCGGGGAACGGGUCCUUGUUCUUGGAGCCUCUGAGCUUCGAGAGGGGCAUGAAUUUCAUGAUGAAGGUGGAGAGCUCGUUCGAGAAAGAGAAAGAAUUGAUUGCAGAGCUGGCGGUGGUGCCCGUGAUGAAGGUUCUGUGCAUGGGAGCAUUGGGUACGAUCUUGGCUCAUCCCAAGAUCGACCUAAUCAAGCCCCUCACCACCAAGCUCCUGAGCAAGCUCGUGUUCGCGCUCUUCCUGCCUUGCCUGAUUUUCACCGAGCUCGGCGCCAUGGUAACCUUCGAGAACAUGCUGAACUGGUGGUUCAUACCGGUGAACGUAAUUCUCAGCACCAUCAUCGGGUGCUUUGUGGGCUUCCUUGUUGCCGUAAUGUGCCGACCUCCCCCACGAUUUUUCCGGUUCGUCAUAGUAAUGACAGGCGUGGGCAACACUGGAAACAUCCCCCUCGCAAUCAUAGGCGCCAUUUGCCACAGCAAGAAUGCACCUUUUGGAACGAAUUGUAAUCAGGUUGGAGUUGCUUAUGUUGCUUUUUCCACUUGGGUUGCGGUGAUUAUUGUGUACACCUUUGUGUAUCAUAUGCUUGAGCCGCCGGAGUACGACGAGCUUCCCGUUUUGGUUGGUGGUCAUGGGGCGGACGAUGAGAAUCAGUUGUUGCUGACCGACGAAAUUGGUGCAGUGGAUUCCGAACAGGGGAUUGCCAGGGCCGAACAUCCUUCCGUGCUGGAGGCUGAAUGGCCCGGUCUGCGAGCGGCCCACAACGAGAAUUUCCGCACGCCCAUUCUGAAGCAGAUUUGGCGUGGAGUAUCGAUGACUUCCCAGGUCUCGACCGUGUCUGACGAUGAUGAGGUUGUGGCGAAGAAAUCCGCCUGCAUGAAAGAGCCCAGGAUGGUGAGGAGACUCCGACGGGUAGCGAAGCGAACUCCGCUCGAGCACAUUCUGCAACCUCCCACAAUUGCGUCUCUUCUGGCCAUCGCUGUGGGAUUGUUCCCGAAAUCCAAGGCAGUGCUGUUCGGAGCUGAUGCCCCUCUCGGGUUUCUCGAUGACAGUCUCGACAUUCUUGCGCUGGCCAUGGUGCCGUGCAUCAUGCUGGUUCUGGGAGGAACUCUCUCUGGAGGGCCUGGAAAAUCGGAGCUCGGGCUCAAAACAACCAUCGGAGUCUGUGUCGCACGUUUGCUCGUGUUGCCCAUAAUCGGGAUUGGCGUCGUCCAAGGAGCGACGAACAUGGGAUUCGUCCCAGCCGGAGACCAGAUGUUCAAGUUCGUCCUGUUCCUGCACUACACCAUGCCCACGGCCAUUCUGUGCGGCGCUAUGGCAAGCUUGAGAGGAUACGGCGAAUCCGAAGCUGCGGCAUUAAUGUUCUGGCAACACGUUCUGGCUGUGUUCUCGAUCACUUUAUACAUAGCAGUGUACCUCAAUCUCCUGUCAUACAUCUGACCAAAUCGCUGAUCACUUCGAGUCCUGACAUGGAGAACACCGAGCGUGAUUUCUGCUAUUUGAGUUGUUGCACUAUGUAUAGAGCUUUGACGACAAGCUACGAGCAUUUGUUCUGCGAUGAUGAGAUCAAGGCUUGGUUGAAAGCCUAUCCAAUUUUCCUUGACAUUCUUAGCUACUGGAAUACCAGAUCUACGUCAGCACUCCCUCGCACACGGUUCAAUCCUUCAAGGGGGUGGUGUCUAUGCACUUGACGACUCAGGCUGCAGGGAGUCGGCUUGCGAUCGAGAUGAGGCGAUCGCUGCAGUACUGCCUGCGUUGUGACUGAUUUCAGUUUUUAUGACGUGCUCGUGACACGAACCAUCGGAUGCUUUGGGUGCAGUUUUAAGAAACUUCUGCCCAGUAGAACGCAGCUCUCUUGUGUAAUUUGGAGCUGCCUAUGGUAACUUGGAGCUUCAGACAGCCAGUAGAGAGAAACUGUCUUCUGAUAGUCAGAGGAAGACAGCCUACUGAGGUUCUGUUAUGCGCUGAGUUUUUCAUAUGGCGAACCGAAUUCGCAGGAAUUCAUGGACGAAGGCAAAGUCGUGAAGAAUCAGUCCCUCUGGCAUGAGUGAUUCUUUGAGAUUCAAGAACCCGUGAAGAACUGCCUGCAUUGUUCAAGAAUCCACUUCACUCUGCAGCCUAAAAGUCUCUAACACUAGACACGCGGCACAGGUCCAAUGCAAAGCGCCACAAGGCUAGAACCUCCGGGACCGUAGUGACACCACAAGUACUUGAAUUAUUCCAGUCGAUAUGCUUUUUGCUCCCAAGAGCGGAGGAUGCUUUGCAGAGUUUGUAUCUGACUGAGAAGGCCUUAGAUUCGAUCAAUUUUCAUUAUAUAAGGAAGUUACAGCUUCCUCGAAAACUUUAGUUAUACCAGUGGUUGCUGUAGUGGUCCAGAGCUCUUUGACAUGUUAACAUAUUUUUUGGCCCGCUAGUCCCAUUCUACAGCAGAGCAAUAAACGAAGACUGCGAUUUGUGUCUU